CCUCCCCUGCUUUGGUCCGCCCUCGUUGUAGACCAUCCACAUCGCCGUUAUUUCCCCGCCUUCAACCGGACGGCCGUGAUUUGUGGGUGACAGCAGCCCAAUCCCACGACGAAACAUGGGCUCUGAUCCGUACCCCGUCUCGGUCUCGUCGCUUCACUUCCCAUCCGCCGAGCUGCAGUCCGUUUCCCAGACCCUGUCUUCGCUGCGGCGCUCUGCACUCUCCCUCACCAACCGACUCCGUUCGAUUGAGUCGGAUGCCAUCUUCGCGCAGGAAGUCUCCGACCACUACGAUCUUCCUCUUGUAGCCAAUGAACGAUGCGGGAGUUGGUAUAUCCCACCGGAAGCCAAAUCUGGUAGCAGCUACUUCAAGAGCACCGAUGGUCAUACCGGCCAGUGGGAUUUUAGCUUUCGUAGAUUAAACCUGCAGAUCCUACCGAUUGCACAGAAGUUUGGGGGGUGAGUAAUUCGAAUGCCUUGCAUUGACUGCUUCCGCCAAUGGAAUAUCUUCCUGGGCUGACCGUGGCUCCCAAUGAGCGCUGCAGUUGUAUUAUAG
Messenger RNA from Aspergillus steynii IBT 23096, 553 nucleotides. RefSeq lists its product as uncharacterized. Gene Ontology annotation, biological process: charged-tRNA amino acid modification. Gene Ontology annotation, molecular function: tRNA adenosine(64)-2'-O-ribosylphosphate transferase activity. Lineage: Eukaryota; Fungi; Ascomycota; Eurotiomycetes; Eurotiales; Aspergillaceae. Gene Ontology annotation, cellular component: cytoplasm. The transcript has a single exon. Bases 116 to 460 code for a protein of 114 amino acids. The record is from RefSeq and is a predicted model, not a curated record.